Molecule: messenger RNA, 1820 nt
Organism: Tachysurus vachellii
Lineage: Eukaryota; Metazoa; Chordata; Actinopteri; Siluriformes; Bagridae
Product: phospholipid scramblase 1-like
Exons: 10
Coding region: 160-984 (274 amino acids)
Biological process (GO): plasma membrane phospholipid scrambling
Cellular component (GO): plasma membrane
Molecular function (GO): phospholipid scramblase activity
Source: RefSeq, a predicted model, not a curated record
GCAGCUUUGUGGAUUGCUUUACCAGCAGAAGAGAGUGAGGCAAUGUCAUGAACGUAUGGUGGAAAUCUACCAGUUGUGCUAUUACUCAUCCUACCUCUGCUUUGCUCUCCAUAAGGAAUCUACUGCUACUGACCAAAAGAAAGAAAUCUGCUGUAUAUCAUGGAUCCAGCUGUCCAUCAUUCAGUCCAAAACACAGGACAUUUCGUAACUGACUGCCAACCAGGAAAAAACUUCUCUAAUCCCAGUUAUGGACAAAUGCCUGUCCCUCCAGGCAACUUGCCUCCUCAAUCUCCGCCGAUGAUGCCUGCUCCUCAGAGACCUCCCGGGUGUCCACCCGGGCUGGAGUACUUAACACAGAUUGACCAGCUUCUCGUUCACCAGAAAGUGGAGCUGGCUGAAGCUAUUUUAGGAUGGGAGACCAACAACAAGUACCUGGUGAAGAACUCGCUCGGGCAGCAGGUCUUUUACGUGGCUGAGGAGAACGACUGCUGUAACCGGAACUGCUGUGGACCGCUUCGAUCCUUCGUCCUCCACAUACAGGACAACGUGGGUCAGGAGGUGAUCACGCUCACGAGACCUUUACGCUGUGGCGGCUGCUUGUGCCCCUGCUGUCUGCAAGAGCUUGAGAUUCAGUCUCCUCCAGGCACACCCAUCGGGUACGUGGUUCAGACCUGGCACCCUUUCUUACCCAAGUACACCAUUCAAAAUGAAAACAAGCAGGACAUCCUGAAGAUCGUAGGACCUUGCUGCACCUUCAAAUGUUGUUCCGAUGUGAACUUUGAGGUUUUGUCGAUGGAUGAAACGUCGUCCGUGGGCCGCAUCAGUAAGCAGUGGACUGGCUACAUACGAGAGGCUUUCACGGACGCCGACAAUUUUGGGAUCCAGUUCCCUCUGGACCUGGACGUGAAGAUCAAGGCUGUGCUUCUCGGAGCCUGUUUUCUUAUUGACUUCAUGUUCUUUGAGAGGAAACAGAACAGACAUUGAGCGGGAGGUUCCUUCUCAUUUUCUUCACCGUGACGCGUCCGUACUGGCGUCUUUGCUGGACCUUAUACGACCUUAUACAGGAGAAUAUACGUCUCUCUUUCUCACUACAAAUAUUCAGUGUAUCUUUAAUACACAGUGUGUCCCAAAAGUCUCCAGUGUCUGUCACUACCUUCCUGAUGCAGAACUUAUGGACACGCUGCACUGUUGUGUAUAUGUAUACUGUAUGUACUGUAUAUGGGACUCCUCAUUUAUGUGUGUUUUUGAGUUAGAAGCUCUAGAUGGCAGCAUGGCGCAAUUUAACUGUGCGCUGAUUUGGUCUGUAUACGACUAAUUCUCAAGGCCUUAACCGGUGCAUUAUUACAGUCAGAUAAUUAAAGCUUUAUACCAAAGAACCUACACUCGGUCCCUAUGCUGAAUAGGACGGAGAGUAUUUUUUUCUGCCCCAGAGCAGUACAGAAGCUUGCAUCCUGCCCUCGUUACUGGCCGUGAAAAACAACAGGGGUGUAACAGGCGGAUGCUUUCUGUUUGAUCAAUAAUGGAGAAGCCGUCUAAUGGAGGCGUCUGGAGAAACGAUUGAUGUUUCACCUGACCCAGAUCGGGCCAUCUGUGGACUGCAGAAUGACACCAAACAUCAGCUCCUUGGUGCAUUAACCCUGACUGGAUAAGAAAAACUGUUGCCAUAUAUAAGGGCUCGUAUAUCGAAAUCACUUCGUAUCUUUUUAAUAUGUUUAUAAGUGGAAUCAUUCGUUUAGUGUUUGUUCUCGAUGCAUGUAACACAAAUUGUUCUACAAUAAUGCAGUUAAUGCAGUUAUUACAAUAAUCUACAAUAAACAAAC